UGUAGCAUGACGACUUUAUCAAAUAUUAGACGCUGUUUUUAUUGCUAUCAAGGCAUGUGAUGGUACAUAUCAGUUUAUUUGCAUUGAUAACGUGAAGGUUCCAUCGGAUUGUCAAUUGUUCUGACAAAAGCUGAAAAAUGGACACCAGGCGUGUUUUACUUCUGGCAAUAUUUCUACAGUUUGCAGUGGCUGACUAUAAACAAUAUCGUGAAUUUAUCCUAAGCCAGGCAAACAACGAAACUUUGAAUAAACUCUUUGCUGAACACGUCAAAAAAUUCCAAGUGGCCAAAAACCAGCUUAAGUUACCAGAAUUUCCUUGUUCAAAAUACAGUCUGAAAAGGGGAGCCGCAUCAGUACAUAAUUUGGCUCCAGAAGACAUUAAAGUUGUCGCUGGAUUAGGCGAUUCUAUAACGGCUGGUACAGGAAUUCAAGCCCAAACAAUCGUUGGACUACUUAUAGAGUACAGAGGGCUCUCAUGGAGUAUCGGUGGAGACAAGGAGGUGGAAGAUUACGUCACAUUGGCAAACAUCCUGAAAAAGUACAAUCCUGACAUCAAAGGAUUUUCCGUUGGACGAGGGGAUGUAGACAGCGGGAACGCCCACCUUAACGUAGCUAAUCCGGGGGACCAGGCAAGAGAUAUACCAGCACAGGCCAAUUUGUUGAUAGAGCGAAUGAAGAAGGAGCCUGGCGUGGAUUUUGAGAAUGACUGGAAGGUUAUCACUUUGUUUGUCGGCGGAAAUGACCUUUGUGACUAUUGUGAUGACAAGGAGACGUUUAGUACGGCCAACUACAUCGCGCAUAUAACAGAAGCUUUAGAUACCCUACACAAGAACGUGCCUAGAGCCUUCGUCAACGUUGUAGAGACUCUAAACAUCGCGGACAUCAACGUUCUUAAUGAAGGCCUCAUCUGCGAUACAAUUCAUUUCUUUCUAUGCCGAUGUGGCACCUUCCCGUCUGAAAAAGAGAGAGAGGAAAUGCGAGCAGCGGUACUGGCGUACCAGAAAAGUGUUCGUGAUCUCGUCGAAUCCGGGAGAUACGACACAAAGGACGACUUUACCGUCGUUGUUCAGCCUUUCUUUGAAGAAACAGGCAUCCCAAGACUGGCCAAUUCCAACGAGGCUGAUCUAAGUUAUUUCGCCCCUGAUUGUUUCCAUCUUAGUGAGAAGGGACACAAGGCUGCAGCCGAGGCACUUUGGAACAACAUGAUCGAACCCGUGGGACAAAAGAGGUUGAAAUGGACGCCGGAAGAGCCAAUCGAAUGCCCCACUGCCGACAAUCCAUUUUUCUACACUGGUAAAAAUAGCCUAGUUCAGUCUAAUUCAGAGUUCAAUUCUGAGACUCCCGAUGGCGCAGAUUCCGGAAAGACAAGCUCUUCUACCUCCUCAACUGGUGCUAUUAUAGGGGCAUGUUUAGCAGUAGUGGGUGUUAUCUGUGUCGCCAUCUUUAUAAUGAGACGCAGAAACAAAAGCAAGGGUGGAAAUCAGCAAGCAGGAGGUGGAGCAGGGGGUCAGGGUGAGAAAAAGGAUGACAAGGAAAGGAAAAAGAAGUAUGAGCCGCCAGUCCCAACGAGAGUUGGCAAAAAGAAGAAGAAGAUGAAGGGGCCUGACACAGCCAGUAAACUACCACAAGUGACACCCCAUACACGAUGCAGACUUAAACUUCUGAAGUUGGAAAGGAUCAAAGAUUACCUUUUAAUGGAGGAAGAGUUCAUAAGGAACCAGGAAAGACUCAAACCGCAGGAAGAAAAACAUGAGGAAGAGAGAACAAAGGUAGAUGAACUCCGAGGAUCUCCAAUGUCUGUGGGUACACUCGAAGAAAUCAUAGAUGAUAACCAUGCCAUUGUCUCUACUUCUGUUGGAAGUGAACAUUAUGUCAGUAUCCUGUCAUUUGUAGACAAAGACCAACUAGAACCAGGCUGUUCAGUGCUCCUAAACCACAAGGUACAUGCAGUGGUGGGGGUAUUAGGAGAUGACACAGAUCCCAUGGUGACAGUAAUGAAGCUGGAGAAAGCACCCCAGGAGACUUAUGCAGAUAUUGGAGGACUAGACCAGCAGAUUCAAGAAAUCAAGGAAUCAGUGGAACUGCCUCUCACACAUCCAGAAUAUUAUGAGGAAAUGGGCAUCAAACCUCCAAAGGGAGUCAUUUUAUAUGGACCCCCGGGAACAGGAAAAACUUUAUUGGCCAAAGCAGUGGCUAAUCAGACAUCUGCGACAUUUUUACGAGUUGUUGGGUCAGAAUUAAUUCAGAAAUAUUUGGGUGAUGGUCCAAAAUUAGUCAGAGAAUUGUUCCGAGUGGCAGAGGAACAUGCCCCUUCUAUUGUCUUUAUUGAUGAAAUAGAUGCUGUUGGAACAAAACGAUAUGACUCAAAUUCUGGAGGUGAAAGAGAAAUACAGAGAACUAUGUUGGAACUUCUGAAUCAGCUUGAUGGAUUUGAUUCCAGAGGAGAUGUAAAGGUGGUCAUGGCAACCAAUAGAAUUGAAACUCUUGACCCUGCUCUGAUCCGUCCAGGAAGAAUUGACCGCAAGAUAGAAUUCCCACUUCCUGAUGAGAAGACCAAAAGAAGAAUCUUUACCAUCCAUACAAACAGAAUGACUUUAGCAGAAGAUGUCAACAUCGAUGAUUAUGUCAUGGCAAAAGAUGAUCUCUCAGGUGCAGAUAUCAAGGCCAUAUGCACAGAGGCAGGACUUCUGGCUCUUAGAGAGCGAAGAAUGAAGGUCACAAAUGACGAUUUUAAAUCAGCUAAAGAAAAUGUGUUAUACAGGAAGAAUGAAGGAACACCUGAGGGAUUAUACCUGUGAAAAAAUAAACUGUUCCACAGAUUGAUUGAAAAGAAUAAUCUGUUAUGUUAUCAAUAAAUUGUGUCAAGUAUUGUAA
Messenger RNA from Saccostrea echinata, 2874 nucleotides. RefSeq lists its product as uncharacterized. Gene Ontology annotation, cellular component: proteasome regulatory particle, base subcomplex. The record is from RefSeq and is a predicted model, not a curated record. Bases 138 to 2798 code for a protein of 886 amino acids. Gene Ontology annotation, biological process: proteasome-mediated ubiquitin-dependent protein catabolic process. NCBI's taxonomy places the organism in Eukaryota, Metazoa, Mollusca, Bivalvia, Ostreida, Ostreidae. The transcript is spliced from 24 exons. Gene Ontology annotation, molecular function: ATP binding; hydrolase activity, acting on ester bonds; proteasome-activating activity.